Messenger RNA from Telopea speciosissima, 709 nucleotides. Its product is annotated as histone H3-like centromeric protein HTR12. The record is from RefSeq and is a predicted model, not a curated record. The coding region runs from base 12 to 497 and encodes 161 amino acids. Gene Ontology annotation, cellular component: nucleosome. NCBI's taxonomy places the organism in Eukaryota, Viridiplantae, Streptophyta, Magnoliopsida, Proteales, Proteaceae. Gene Ontology annotation, molecular function: structural constituent of chromatin; DNA binding; protein heterodimerization activity. The transcript has 8 exons.
CCCUCGCUUCCAUGGCGAGAGUUAAACAUAGGGCCACCAGGUCCAGAGGUUCUAUACGAAAAUCUGUACGAUUAUCAGGAGCUGAAGCAACUUCUGCAUCUGCUGGCCCGAGUUCGGAUUCUGGUGGACAAGCUAGAGGAAAUGCGGCCGACGCACCGGGAAGCUCUGCGGCAAGACAGAGGCAACGUAAACCUUACCGCCACCGCCCAGGAACGGUAGCUCUUCGGGAGAUUCGCCAAUUUCAGAAAUCUUAUAAACUGCUGAUACCUGCGGCACCUUUCAUUAGAACUGUAAGGGAGAUUAGUACCUUCUUUGCUCCAGGGGUAACUCGUUGGGCAGCUGAAGCUUUGGUAGCUCUUCAAGAGGCGGCAGAAGAUUAUUUGGUUCAUCUGUUUGAAGAUGCAAUGCUUUGUGCAAUCCACGCAAGGCGUGUUACUCUUAUGCAAAAGGACUGGGCACUAGCACGACGAUUGGGAGGGAAAGGGAGGCCUCGGUGAGGGGGGUGCAGCACUUUUUGGGAUUACCACCUGUGGAUGGUAAAUGUUACAUUUAUUUUUAAGUUUGAUAGCAAUUGCAUUCUUUUUUUCUUAUGUAAUCAUAUGACAAAAUUUGCAAACAGUAACCAAUCUUAGAGUGCUUUUGUCGGUUCUGUAGCAUCUUCAGAGAUUUAUUGGAUGGUGAUGGAGUAAUCUGAGUCUUAUCUGAUUCA